AUGUUAAAAGCUGUGUACAUAUUCGUUGUAGCCACUGUCGUAUGCAUCAACGCUAAAAAAAUGCCAGAUAAAUAUUUUGGCACAUAUAAACUGGAGCGUUCGAAUAAUUUAGAGGAAUAUUUGAUUGCAAGAGGAUAUCGCUGGUUCUCGAGACGUUUAAUAAUGUUAGCCAGCAUCACCAAAGUCAUACGGAAGGCAACAUCUGGAAUGCCACUUCGUUACGAUAUGGACACGUUAACGUGGAAGAAGAACGUUUAUUACAGAGAUUUCGUUUUAGGACGCCAAUUUGAGAGCGAAGGACUAGAAGAAGGUCUUUUCAAGGUGACAAUGGAUUUGAAGAACGGUACCGACAUAUUGACCGAAAAUGUAAUUCGAGUUGGUGAUCCGGAUGACAACGAAACGUUUGAAUAUACCAGAGAUGGUAAUUAUCUCAUAAUGGUCAGCGACAUUUUAUUACAUGUUGUUAGGGCAUUGAGAUUAGUGACAUAA
This is a messenger RNA of Anisakis simplex (herring worm), 489 nucleotides long. NCBI's taxonomy places the organism in Eukaryota, Metazoa, Nematoda, Chromadorea, Rhabditida, Anisakidae. The record is from the annotation of a GenBank genome assembly.